Molecule: messenger RNA, 1261 nt
Organism: Suillus plorans
Lineage: Eukaryota; Fungi; Basidiomycota; Agaricomycetes; Boletales; Suillaceae
Exons: 6
Coding region: 22-1005 (327 amino acids)
Biological process (GO): endoplasmic reticulum tubular network organization
Cellular component (GO): endoplasmic reticulum tubular network
Source: RefSeq, a predicted model, not a curated record
CUCUGCUUCUUCCAACCCGUCAUGUCCCUUGUAACCCGCUGGUUCUCAAAGGGUGGGUCAGAGAACUACGAGGAAGUUCUCUCUGCACUUGCAGCAGAUGUUGCACGACGACAGACACGUCUGGCAGAGAUCCGACUCCGUGAGCGGCGGACGACACUCCACUUCACGCUUGGAACGCUCUCUCUAUGGAUUUCAUUUGUAUACUUGUGGUAUACGCGUAUACUUCCAACAGCGUGGCAUGACUCACUGCUAGCGAAAGUGGCAGUCCUAGUGGGACCUGUAAUAAUAUUAUUUACACGGAGGAUGAUGCAGAUAUGGUAUUCUUGGAAAGGCGGACGCGAAGAAAAAACCCUCAGAGUUGUCACUCAAAAGCAGCGAGCCAAAGUUGAAGAAAUUAAGAAAAAGACCAAUUAUGACUCAACACGGAGCCUGCUUGAGAAAUACGCUGAUCCCGGCACCCCGAUACGCCGCCCGCAGCCUCUUUCACAGCUCCAUACACCACUGUCCGCAACAUCAUUGGCACACCUACAAACACCUGUCGUCCAACAAAGGAAUGUACCUCUACAGCUUUCGCCAACGCCACAGCCAAUUCAGCCGACUCGUAAGCGAUGGUAUGACAAACUCGCCGAUGCCAUUCUAGGCGAUGAAGAAUCAUCAAUGAACGUGGCUGCCUCACGCUACGCAUUGAUUUGCCAGAAGUGCUUCUCACACAACGGGCUCGUUAAGGAGAGCGUCUGGGAGGACACCCAAUACGUAUGCCCGAAGUGUGGCUUCCUUAAUCCUUCCGCUAGAACAAAGAAAUUGAGACUUCAACGCACGCCAUCGCCACCUGUCAAUGUGGAUAUGGACCCAAUCGCAUCUCCGCAACGUACUCCUAUGGAGGGCGUGGAAUCAACCGCGCCGUUUGUCGACAUGGCGCCUGAGAAGAAAGAGCGAGUCCAGUCGCGAGAAAUAGUUGGCCGUACACGGGGUGAUGUAAUGCAAACAGAGCACUCUGCAUCGUAACCUGUUCAUUUCAAGGAUCUAACAAGCCUUGAGGACUUUUUGCUUGGUUUUUAGCUAUAGCAUUAUCACAGUAGGUAGCCACAGUUGACCUCGUUUUGGUCCAUCACACUCCUUUCGAAUUCGUUUAAUGUAGCAUCGGUUAGUUAGUAGUUUGACUUGCAAGUUGCAACGAGAAUUGGAUUCGUCUGUUAUAUUACUGUUGUACCGUCGAAGCAACUGUUUUCUCCUAAUGGUCCUUGUCACUGAUGGAUCGCCG